Messenger RNA from Carassius carassius (crucian carp), 2111 nucleotides. Its product is annotated as GTPase HRas-like. The record is from RefSeq and is a predicted model, not a curated record. Gene Ontology annotation, cellular component: plasma membrane. The transcript has 5 exons. Gene Ontology annotation, molecular function: GDP binding; GTPase activity; GTP binding. Gene Ontology annotation, biological process: Ras protein signal transduction. The coding region runs from base 327 to 890 and encodes 187 amino acids. NCBI's taxonomy places the organism in Eukaryota, Metazoa, Chordata, Actinopteri, Cypriniformes, Cyprinidae.
ACCCACUCCUCGCCCUCAAUGAAUCUGGGAGAGUCUUAGCCAAGAGGAGCUAAUGCCUCCACGGGCGGAUUUAUUUGGGUUAUCGUGAAAUUUGUACAGAGUAGAGACAACAUAGUUUAAAAUAAUAAGUUUUUAGUUUGUUUUUUAACGGGUGGGUUUUCAUCAGCCCGAUUUUUUCCAGCCUGUCUUCGACUCUCGGGAGAGUUUAGUUGUCUUGUCGAUCGUAAUGUGGCUCAGGGGCUAAUCCUUGGACUUCAUUCAAUACUAACUCAUCUCAAGGCGCUUCGUUGGGGCGAGCCGAACUGAUUUAACAACCACACGCGAGAAUGACAGAAUACAAGCUGGUCGUUGUUGGGGCUGGUGGCGUUGGGAAAAGUGCACUGACCAUCCAGCUCAUUCAGAAUCACUUUGUAGAUGAGUAUGACCCUACUAUUGAGGAUUCUUACAGAAAGCAGGUUGUAAUUGACGGAGAGACAUGUUUGCUGGACAUCCUGGACACCGCAGGUCAGGAGGAGUACAGUGCCAUGAGAGACCAGUAUAUGAGGACAGGAGAGGGCUUUCUGUGUGUGUUUGCCAUCAACAAUGCAAAGUCCUUUGAGGACGUACAUCUUUACAGGGAGCAAAUAAACCGUGUCAAAGACAGUGACAAUGUCCCGAUGGUGCUGGUGGGGAACAAAAGUGACCUGGCCUCUCGUACUGUAGAGACGCGUCAAGCCCAAGAGCUCGCCAGAAGUUACGGUGUCCCAUUUGUCGAAACAUCUGCCAAGACGCGACAGGGAGUUGAAGAGGCGUUUUACUCUCUUGUGCGGGAGAUCCGAAGAUACAAGGAGACGAACCGCAGCAAUAAGAAGAGCAAAAAACAUACACAGAGACGUUGCACUCUUUUAUAGCACUGCAUCCCCCUGUGAUAGCAAUGCACUCAACACACACACACACACACACACACACACACACACACACACACACACACACACACACACACACACACACACACACACACUACUGUAGCAUUAAACACACAUACACACCCCAUUUCCUUUUCUUACCACUCUCUUUUACGCCACCAGCCUUUGAGGAAUAGGAAGCUGACUGGCUGUUUGUAUGUAUGUGAGCAUGAGACCUCAAUGAGAAUCGAGCAACUGUGGAAUUGAUUUGGAAAAGACAUUUUUUGAUGGGACUAUCAAACUUGGAUAAAAUAAUCUCGAGUGGACUCAUCAACCUUAUGCUGCUGCUUGCCCUUCUGUGCUAAGAGGACCUGAUGUGUGUCAUAGUUUUACAGUCGUACUUUAGAAUCAAAGCAGCAAGGAACUUUGUCAUUUACAACAAAUUUAUGAGGUGGUGAAGGGAUAUGCUUUAAGUCGGUAAUGGGUAACUCUUUCUAAGUAAGCCUGAUCCUAUCUCAUCUCCUCAAAACUUCAUAAGCCAAUCAGCACAUCUGCUUGGUUCUGUUAACAGUGGUUGGGAAUGAGGAAGCUCAGAAGUCCCCUGAAGUGUUCGUGGCCUGUGGGAAAGCACUGUAUAACAAGUGGUCACCGCAUUCAAAACCACUGAUAUAGUAUUUCCACCUCAUUCAAUGUGAGAUUUAUCUAGAAAAUGUUUUCAGUAGUUUUAACCCGGUUUUUCUUUGCAUUUGUCAACAUCCCAGAAUCCAUUUCUCCCUAGGUUUUUAUUGUUCUCAUGGCUUGGACUAAAACUUAGCUGUCCUGCACCUAAUGUAGCCCUUCUAUAAUUAUAAAAUUCUGAAAAAUCAAGCUUGCUUUUUUUAUUUUUCCCAGUAGCAUUUUAUGGUAAAAUCUUGUAUUUUUGUAAAAGAUAAUAUUGAACCAUUUCAGUACACAUACCAGCAUUGUAUUGGACAUUAACAUUUCAUUUAUUAUGAUGAAUUAUGUAAAAUGCCAGUAGUCCCUACCUGCAAUGAGGUUUGGUUGGGGAGGGCAAUAUAUUUUUUUCCAGUUUCUCUAUUUUAUUUUUAUUCCUUUUUUAGAUUGACAAGAGAGAUGGUAAUAGUUUUGGUUAAGGGUAAACAUGUGACCAAAGCUUGUGAUUGAUGCAUUCCCUUUGCCACAUUGAUAACUGUAGUUAUGUUUUGUGAAUAAAGAGACUUUUGGCUA